Fusarium vanettenii 77-13-4 is the source of this 1283-nucleotide messenger RNA. RefSeq lists its product as uncharacterized. The transcript has a single exon. Lineage: Eukaryota; Fungi; Ascomycota; Sordariomycetes; Hypocreales; Nectriaceae. The coding region runs from base 85 to 1053 and encodes 322 amino acids. Gene Ontology annotation, molecular function: 4-hydroxy-tetrahydrodipicolinate synthase activity. The record is from RefSeq and is a predicted model, not a curated record.
UCCGCUUAAGCAUCUGUUGUUGCGUAUAAGACGACGACAUCCCCCCCCAAUUCAUAUACAACAUCACAUCUCACUUCAGACUUCAUGCCUGCUACACUCCUCACAUCUCCCACCAUGGGUUCACCAAAAGCUCCUCAACUACGACUCGGCGACGGCGUCUACGUCCCCACCCUCGCCUUCUUCACCCCCGAUGACGAGGUCGACUCCCCAGCCCUGGAGAAGCACAUCAUCAAGCUCCUCGAAGCAGGAGUCGCUGGUAUCGUAGUCCACGGCUCCAACGGCGAAUGUGCCCACCUUUCACACUCUGAGCGAACCGCCAUUAUCCGCGUCGCCAGGGAUACCAUCCUCCACGAGUCAACCGGCGCUCGCAUCCCCCUCAUCGCCGGCUGUGGUGCUCAGAGCACCAAGGAGACGACUCAGCUGUGCGAGGACGCCGGCAAGGCGGGCGCCACUCAUGCCCUGGUUCUCCCUCCCAGCUACUACGGCGGCUUGCUCCCCGACGACCUCGUUGUGCAGCACUUUUAUGACGUGGCCGACAAGAGCCCUAUCCCUCUUCUCGUGUACAACUUCCCCGGCGCCGCUGCCGGCCGCGAUCUUUCCUCAGACACCAUCCUCAGCAUCGCCAAGCACCCCAACGUGGUGGGCGUCAAGCUGACGUGCGGCAACACUGGCAAGCUUGCCCGCAUCGUGGCCGACUGCCCCGAGGGCUUCUUCGUUGGCGGCGGCAGCGCAGACUUCAUCCUCCAGGGUCACGCGGUGGGCGCCAACGGCACCAUCUCGGGCCUCGCAAACCUGUGCCCCCGCGCAUGCGUGCGAAUCAUGGAGCUCGCCGACGAAGGGCGCUGGAAGGAGGCCCGACAGCUGCAGGCGCAGGUGGCCAAGGCCGACUGGACGGCCAUCAAGACGGGCUUCGUGGGCGUCAAGGCGGCGCUGGGCCACUACUUUGGCUACGGGGGCGAACCUCGAAGACCCUGCGUGGCGCCGUCGCAGAAGGAGCUGGACGUGAUCGCCCGGGGGUUCCAAGAAGUCAUGGAGCUGGAGCCUACGCUUUGAUUUGAUUUGACAUGAGCAAAAAAGUCUUGUUGACGGAGUUGCAUCGGGUUAGCGAUGAUGAUACCUAGAUCAAGCACAAGAUGGUGUUGUGGCGUUGGGCAUGGGCACAUGCAUACAUAUACACAGCCAUGGGAUCGAUCAUCUGGCCCAGCUGUUGUACAUUUUAUUACGAGCGAUAUUUCUUUAAUAGUCUUUUGGAAUGAAUUUGGAAAUGAUGUUCAAUGAUAUUC